Molecule: messenger RNA, 3761 nt
Organism: Drosophila ananassae
Lineage: Eukaryota; Metazoa; Arthropoda; Insecta; Diptera; Drosophilidae
Gene: TBCD
Product: tubulin-specific chaperone D
Exons: 5
Coding region: 103-3663 (1186 amino acids)
Biological process (GO): tubulin complex assembly; bicellular tight junction assembly; adherens junction assembly
Cellular component (GO): lateral plasma membrane
Molecular function (GO): beta-tubulin binding; GTPase activator activity
Source: RefSeq, a predicted model, not a curated record
AGACACCCCCGUCCACCAGCUGUUUAAAUGAAUCAGACGGCAAACAAUUUUCAUAGCGCCGCCGGCUGUGGCUUCAAAACUCGAUUUAAAAACUAAUUAGAAAUGUCAAACUGUGGAGAGGAUGGCAAGGAGGAGGAACUGCCCGCAAAUACGCUGGAGCACUUCACCGAACUGGCCGAAGUGCUGGAGAUGAUCGACAACAUCAAGUCGAUUGAGGUGGCGUCUUUUGAAAGGGAGUUCGAACAGUACGCCCAGGUCUUGACCCGCUACCAGGAGCAGCCUCAUCUCCUGGAUCCUCACCUUGAGGUCCUGCUCAAUAAGCUGCUAGGAAAGAUUAGGCAGCCGGAUCUACCAGAGGGGGAGCGCCAUGCUGCCUUCAAAUAUCUGUACAUUAUCUCCAAAGUUCGCACCUACAAGGUCCUGGUGAAGUUUAUGCCGCAUGAGUUGAGCGACUUGGAGUUCGUGUUGGACCUGCUGGGGCAGCAGGAUCCCAAAGAGUUUGCCCAGUGGGAGACGCGCUACAUACUGCUCCUGUGGAUGUCCAUACUGGUGUUAAAUCCUUUCCAUAUGUCCCGGCUAGACGCCUACGAAACACCAGCCACCAAUUCCAUCAGCAAUCACAUUCAGUCCAAGACUACCAAAAUGGAACGCAUCUACGAACUGAUCCAGGUCUAUGUCUCCACCAACGACACAUGCAGUAGCAUGGCUGCUUACCUGGCAGCCAAGUACUUUGUCCGCAGCGACAUAAAGGAUCUGUACCUGGAGCGAUUUCUCGACUGGAUCAUCGGGCAGCAUGACGCCAAUACGGUGAACGUAAAGUUCGGCCAGCUGGCGGCUGUGGCUGCGAUUUUGAAGCACGGAAAACGAGAGGAUCUGCUGCCGUAUGCCGACAAGCUACUCCAGUGGAUCACUUCCUGCCAAUACAAGGACGGCAACGACUUCUUGAAGUACAAGAACUACGUGAAAAUCAUUCAGAGGAUUGGCCUCGUACACCUGAAGCCGCGCAUAGCUAGUUGGCGGUACAAAAGGGGCACCCGUUCUUUGGCCACCAAUCUUCGCCAGGCUGCUGGCGCUGGUGGAGAAGCGACAGCCGCCAUGGAGAGUUCCCUUGACGAGGGCGAGGAGAUUCUGGUGCCCGAUGCCAUCGAGGAAGUAAUCGAGGAGCUGCUCCAGGCGCUACGCAGCGGGGGAAAUGACAUCCGAUGGAGUGCGGCCAAGGGACUGGGACGGGUGACCAAUCGUCUGCCCAAGGAGCUGGCCGACGAGGUGAUUGGAUCGGUGAUUGAUAUCCUCAAUCCCUUGGAGCCUCACGAAGCCUGGCAUGGCGGCUGCUUGGCCCUCGCAGAGUUGGCUAAAAGGGGUCUGCUCCUGCCACACCGACUGGAGGAGCUAGUGCCGCUGCUGAUGCAGGCUCUCUUUUACGACGAGAUGAAGGGCUACAUGUCGGUGGGGCAGCACAUCCGAGACUCGGCCUGCUACAUGUGCUGGGCAUUUGCCAGAGCCUACAACCCGGAUGACCUCAAGCCGUUUGUCCACAAGAUCUCGUCUGGACUGCUAACGGUGGCGGUUUUCGAUCGAGAAGUUAACUGCAGACGCGCUGCAUCGGCCGCCUUUCAGGAGAGCGUGGGCCGACUUGGCAAUUUCCCAUUCGGCAUCGAGAUCUCCACCACCACCGACUUCUACUCAGUGGGCAUUCGUCAGAACUCCUAUCUGAACAUAAGCGAUUACAUAGCCCAGUUCGAGGUCUAUAGGGAACCACUGAUUAAUCAUCUUGUGCAACGGAAAGUUAACCACUGGGACCUGACCAUUCGGGACCUCACGGCCAAGGCUCUCCACAAGUUAUCCCUCAAGGAGCCGGAAUAUAUGGCGGCAGUGGUGUUGCCGCAGCUCUUGGCCAAAACGGAUACCAUUGACAUCAACUGCCGACAUGGUUGUGUCCUGGCCAUGGGAGAGAUCACCCUGGCCCUGAGGAAUUUGGAGCAGAAGAGUGAGAACUCUGUGGCGUAUCUUUCUAAUCAACGAAUUGUUGAACUAAACGAACUGGUACAAUCGUUCCUGGACAGAAACUUCUAUCGCGGAAUGAGCGGAGAGCUAAUGAAGUCCUGCACCACCAACUUUAUCAAAAACUGCAGCCUGGCCAAGCUAAAGGUGACCCCGGAGUGCUUGGUUUCCUGGCAAAAAGUCAUAGACUCUUGUUUGGUCACCAAAACCAACUCGAUUCGCUCCUCGGCCGUGGAUGCCUUUGCCGAGCUCUGUCGCUCCUAUUAUGGCUCUGAGUCCAGGCAAAGCCAGGACAACGAGGCCAUCAUAAGUGCCUAUUUGAAAGGAGCCGAGAACGAUCUCGAGGAGCACAUACGCAUGGGUUAUAUUGCAGCUCUGGGAGUCCUACCUGACUUUAUGUUACGUCCACAUCUUCCCAGGGUCUUGGACAGUCUCGUGAAGCAUUCUCUGACGCCCCUGCAGGCGGUCUUAGUUGGUGAAAUGAGCGGAGAUCGCGAGAAUAUCCAGGCCUACCGGUGGAGCGAAGCUAGAACGGAGAGUGUGAAGGCGCUAACCAAAGUCGUCAAAACUGUGGGCUAUGAGGGAGGAUCAGAUUCCUUUUCGGAGCGUGGCAACUUCAACAAAGUUGUGGAUUGCUUGCUGAAAGCUUUGGAUGAAUAUACUCUGGACAAUCGUGGCGAUAUUGGUGCUUGGGUGCGUGAAGCAGCCAUGUCGUCGCUUUACGAGAUCGUGACAGAGUGUCCGCCGGAGCUGCUUUCCUCGGAGCAUGUCCAUGAAAUCGUUGUGGGCUUCAUGCAGCAAGCAGUUGAGAAAAUCGACCGAACGCGAGGAUUAGGAGGACGUCUUGCCUGUCAGCUGGUACAUCAUCAGCCGCGGAUUCCGCAUAUCCGAGCGCACGAGAAGCUGCUGGAGAUCUUCCCGGAGGACGCCAAUGCUGUUCUUUGGCUCUUCGCCGACCACACAUUCCCCUUGUUCUGUGAGCUGCUAGCCUGUCCGGAUUACUCUAAAAGGGUACUCCUGGGACUGUCGGCCAGUAUUGGACAACUGACUGAAUCUCUAAUUAAGUACGCCUCGACGGCUCUAUUCCAGUUUUUGCGUUCCAAUCCCGACACAGUGCCACGUCUGUGCUCCGAAAUUGUGGAAAUUUUCGAGGAAAACCUACUAAACGAGCGUGUCACAUAUCCUAUGCUUAGUUUCCUGGAUAUACUAAUCGGUUCUGGUACCGUGGAAUCGGUACUCCAUGAUGAAACUCAUCCGUUUGCCGAGGACAUCUUCCGGCUGCUAAAUCUGGAGGUUAAGGGAUACAAGAAACUAUACAAGACCGCGACCAGUAUUAGUGCAUACUGCCAGCUGCUUCAGGUGACACGGCUGAGCCGAAGAAUCCUCUCCAAACUGUCAGUAUUUCUGGGACUGCAGCACGUCCAUGUCCGCAAAACGGCAGCCACAAAAUUGUACGAAGCUUUGGCUCUGCACGGAGAUGUGACUGAGAUACCAGAGGAUAAUAUCGACGAGAUCCUGACACUGCUCUCGGAAACAGAUUGGACCAUGCCACUGGUGGAAGUGCGACCACUUCGCAAUCAACUAUGCCACCUGAUGGGCAUCAAGGCACCUGUGAGCGGCGCAGCUGCAACGGCUUUGCAACAAACCAAUGCCGAUAAAUGAGAUUUAAUUUUAGGACUUAACUAACUAACUAUAUAAUUUAUCUUUUUUUGCACAAAUAUACAAAAGCAUUUUAAAGAUAACAAUUUUUUACAAUUAUA